CCAGUGAUUUUGUAGCCUGGAAAAUAAAAAAAAUGUCCAAAAUUAUCAUCUGCUGAAUUAAUAAAAAAAAAAGUACCAAAGGCGAUGAUUUCAACAAGCAACCUUUCAUAUGUAUUAAGGAAUGGUUUUUUAAAGAGAUGUUAGCAACAUUUGAAAGCGAAGGGCAACAUAAUAAAUAUAACAAAAUACAAGGUAGAAAAUUUCCUGUUCAACAUCGAUAAUAUGAUACAGGUUUCCGUCCCUAUUUGCCUUAUUCUGCAACAUCAUGCCUCUAAUUUCCCAUGGGAUCAAAACUGUCCGCAAUCGUCGCUUUUCUGUUUGACCCAGCACCUAACCGGUCUCAUACUUUUUAAUCAAAUUAAUGCUACAUCGAUUGGACUUAAAGGGUUUCCCUACUGUGGACUUAACAUAAUUCCGUCUGAAUUUAAUCCGUUUAAUGAAUAUUUGUUUUAAAGAGACAGUUAAAAAAACCAUGUACAACAACUGCAAUUAUGAAGGGGACAGAGUCGAGAGAGAAUUUAAUCGAAAAGUCCGAAGAAGAGAAUACUAAAGUGCUAUUAAAUGAUCCAAUCGAGCGACCGUUGUCGCAAAUUGAAAAAACUUUUCUUUUACAUGCGGAACGAGGUGAUUGUGGAACGGUCCAAAGGAUCAUAGAUCAGUAUACAUCAGUGCCUGAUGAAUUUGAUAUCAAUUGCGUGGAUCCCCUUAAUAGAUCUGCACUUAUUGCUGCAAUAGAAAAUGAAAAUAUUGAAUUGAUUAAACUCCUACUUAACCAAGGAAUUGCGGUGAAGGAUGGAUUAUUGCAUGCCAUCAAAGAAGAGUAUGUGGAAGCGGUGGAAAUACUAUUAAAUUGGGAGGAAGAACACCAUCAAGAUAAUGAUCCUUAUAGUUGGGAGCAAGUUGACCGAUCCGGGGCUUCUUUUACUUCGGAUAUUACUCCCCUCGUUCUGGCAGCUCAUAAAAAUAACUAUGAAAUAAUCAAGCUGCUUCUAGAUCGAGGGGCAACUUUGCCAAUGCCCCAUGAUGUAAGGUGCGGUUGCGAUGACUGCGUUCAUUCGAGCAAAGAUGACUCUUUAAGACACUCUCAAAGUCGAAUAAAUGCUUAUAAAGCCCUAUCAGCGCCAUCACUGAUCUGCCUCUCUUCAAGCGAUCCAUUGUUAACAGCAUUUGAGCUAUCAUGGGAUUUGAAACGGUUGAGCAGGAUGGAAACGGAAUUUAGAGCAGAAUAUAAUGAGAUGAGAGAUCAAGUACAGAACUUUGCUACGUCCUUACUGGAUCAUGCCAGAACUUCCUACGAGCUGGAAAUAAUGCUCAACUAUGAUCCAAAGGGCGAAGUUUGGGUUACUGGAGAACGGCAGACAUUGGAACGAUUAAAAUUGGCCAUUAAGUACAAACAGAAGAAAUUUAUUGCUCAUCCUAAUGUUCAACAACUCUUAGCGGCCAUCUGGUAUGAAGGUCUGCCGGGCUUUCGCAGGAAAAACAUGAUUGGUCAGGGCAUUCAAGUGGCCCAACUUGCCAUGAUGUUCCCGAUCUAUUGCACGAUUUAUAUGAUUGCUCCUAAUUCCAAUAUGGGACUUUUUAUGAAGAAACCAUUUGUAAAAUUCAUCGUUCAUUCAGCUUCGUACGGCCUCUUUCUGAUGUUGUUGGGAGCAGCCUCGCAAAGAGUUGAAAUUUUGGUUUUGGAACUACUGGGAACAGAUUGGGUACAAGACAUGGUCAAAGAAUGGAAGAGGAAAGAACGAGGAGCACUUUUUGGAUUGGCAGAGUAUGGUGUUAUUAUUUACGUAAUAAGUUUAAUAUGGGCAGAGUUGCGAUCUUUGUGGUCUGACGGAAUUUUAGAAUACAUUUCAGAUUUAUGGAACAUAGUGGAUUUUAUAACGAACAUAUUUUACGUUAUGUGGCUCUCUCUUCGGCUCACUUCUUGGUAUAUAUGUUGGAGGGAUGAAGAAAUGGGCAAACAAACAUGGUAUCCUCGAGAAGAAUGGGACUCAUUCGAGCCGAUGCUGUUAUCGGAAGGCGCUUUUGCUGCCGGCAUGAUUUUCAGCUUCUUAAAGUUAGUUCAUAUAUUCAGCGUCAAUCCUCAUCUGGGGCCGUUGCAAAUUUCCCUCGGCCGCAUGAUAAUUGAUAUCGUAAAAUUUUUCUUCAUCUACACUCUGGUGCUUUUUGCCUUCGGAUGCGGUUUGAAUCAGUUGCUUUGGUACUAUGCAGAAUUGGAAAAAAACAAAUGUUAUCACCUGCCCAAUGGAUUACCGGAUUUUGACAACAACGAUAAGGCCUGUACUAUUUGGAGGCGAUAUGCGAAUUUGUUUGAAACUUCACAGUCACUCUUCUGGGCUAGUUUUGGCCUAGUUGAUCUAAUGACCUUUGAACUGUCCGGAAUCAAAGGAUUUACCAGAUUCUGGGCAUUGCUCAUGUUCGGCUCAUAUUCUGUUAUAAAUGUAAUAGUAUUGCUCAAUAUGCUUAUAGCCAUGAUGUCCAAUUCAUAUCAAAUUAUUUCUGAAAGAUCGGAUACGGAAUGGAAGUUUGCACGAAGUCGCUUGUGGGUCAGUUAUUUUGAUGAUGGCGAUUCGCUGCCUGCACCGUUCAAUAUAAUGCCAACACCAAAAGUGAUUUUCAAAAAAAUGGGCUGCGUGAAAAGCACAUCGAGUUCUGCGAGUUUUAAAAAUAAAUCCAGAGAACUUGCGAGAGAAAAGCAUGAGACGAUUAUGAAAUUGCUGGUUCGAAGGUAUGUUACAGCUGAGCAGAGAAAGAGGGACGAUUUUGGAAUAACAGAAGACGAUGUAAUGGAAAUUCGCCAAGACAUAUCCACUUUGCGAUAUGAGCUAAUUGAUAUUUUGCGCAACAAUGGCAUGAAAACACCUACAAUUUCAAUCGAGGAUACUCAAGUUUCUGGAAAGAAAGGCAAAACUAUGGAACGCCGACUACUGAAAGACUUCCACAUUGGAAUAGUGGACAAUAUUGUAAACGAAAUACAGCAAAAUCUGGAAGAACCGAAAAACGUUUUCGGGCAAAUUGCGAAAGUGAUUGGAAGACGAACAACAUUCAAAAGCAAAAAGAAAGAUUGGAACGCCCUGGUCAGGAGAAACACCACGGCCAGCAAUCCAAUUGGGUCGGCUCAAGAAGCUGAAGAAUCGAUUAAGAAGCGGCAGAGCUUGAGGAAGCAUAUUAUUUCAAAUGUAAAUCAACCGGUACACAUUGAGGACGAGAAGCUAAUUGAGUACAAUCCAAAGUUAGUUGAGGUACCAAGAGGCGCCAGACUUGCGUACGCUAAAUUCAUGUCGAAGAAAAUUGAGGAAGACUACAAGACUGGCAAUCAAGAAGAAUCAACAGGGCCGCCCAAAGACAUAAAAAAACAAAGCGUCAAGUUUGUGAGCUGCACGCCAGUUCCACCACCAAAAAGUAACGCAUCGAGUUGUGCUCAAGAAGAAAAGCGCAUAGCUGGCGGCGAACUACAACAGAAAAUAUGUGCUAAAUCACAGCUUCCCUUAAAGGACACUGAAGAUUCAGAACCCGCGAAACAUGGCGAACCCUCCCAAGAACCAGGAUUAGCUGCGGCGAAGGAUUCACUUAAGCUGAAACAUCCAUCGCUUAUCGAUGCCGAAUCGCAAAGUUUGCCGACAACUGAAAUAUUAAAGCCUGCGAAGAUUGAAACUGCUACAACCAGCCAAUUGGAAACAAAAGACAAAGCGGGAGCAGUGCCAAAACUACACGCUGCAGCAGAACCUAAAAAGAAACCACUGUCCGAUACUGCUAAGGAUAAGAGUGUUAAAGUCCCUAUUGAGGAAGAGCCGCAAGAUAGAGCUCCUGAGCUUUACAUGUGCUCGAAGUUAACAGGCCAAAAAAGAACUGGAUGGAUAUAAGUAGUUAUUGCUAACCGAAUUUGCACCUUUAGGUUUUAGAAAAAUGUCCGAAAAAUGCAUGAGGAAUUCUUAAAAUCAUAUAUGUAUGUUAGUAAUGGCCUAAUAAAUACAGAGUGUCUCACGGUCA
This is a messenger RNA of Dendroctonus ponderosae (mountain pine beetle), 3987 nucleotides long. It is a transcript of the gene trp, whose product is annotated as transient receptor potential protein. The record is from RefSeq and is a predicted model, not a curated record. The transcript has 20 exons. The coding region runs from base 492 to 3860 and encodes 1122 amino acids. Lineage: Eukaryota; Metazoa; Arthropoda; Insecta; Coleoptera; Curculionidae. Gene Ontology annotation, biological process: manganese ion transport; calcium ion transmembrane transport; regulation of cytosolic calcium ion concentration. Gene Ontology annotation, cellular component: membrane; cation channel complex. Gene Ontology annotation, molecular function: store-operated calcium channel activity; inositol 1,4,5 trisphosphate binding; protein binding.